This is a messenger RNA of Cylicostephanus goldi, 1080 nucleotides long. Lineage: Eukaryota; Metazoa; Nematoda; Chromadorea; Rhabditida; Strongylidae. The record is from the annotation of a GenBank genome assembly.
AUGCGCAAGCUUGGUCAGACUGUAUCAGAUGCUUUCCAUGCGGUGUUGAACACUAUGCUUUGGGCAUUCUACAGCGUAACAGUACGGCCACUGAAAGCUUUGGGAUUGCUGUUUUAUGAUAUUGUUGAGGGAGCAUUCUACCUAACACGUAAUCUCAGCGAGUCAAUUUCGGAUUGUGUAUACGAGCACGCCGGUGGAUACCGUCACCCUUAUCGUCGCCGCUCACUCUAUGAAAUUCUCGUAAUAGCUAUGUUCAAGCUGGUUUCUGGCAUAUUCAGCAUAUUACGUUGGCCAGUGGAUCUUGUCGCUGGACUCUACCGCGAGGCAAGUCUCCUCCUCACUCGAAAGUACUACGAACUUUUGGCCGAGAAGGGAAGGAAGGCACAUACAGAGGCUGUAAUCAAAAAGUUCCGAGCAAUGAAUAAGGAAACUGCCGAAAUAACUCGGUGGAGGUUGAUGAGAAAAGCUGAGCAGGAGUCAGCGGCCAAAUAUGAUUGGAAUGGCGGUAACCAUAACUAUGACGAUAAUGACCCUAAUGAUCCGGACAGGAGAUUCUAUAAUCUUCGUUCUCGCAACUUGGCUGCUUUCGACACUGACUCUGAAGAUGAUGAUGUUACGCCAAGGCGACGCAAGACCGUACGUUUUGAUACAGUACCAAGUGAAACAACUUACGGUGGUUCUGAUUUCCGCAAAGCUUCCAUGGCCACUCGUAUAGCCACUUGGCUUGGAUCCAUGGCCUCCUCUGUCGUGUAUUAUAUGCUGUCCGGUGCUGAUUUUGCUCUUAAAUGCGUUAAGGCUCCUUAUCGUAUAUUGACCGGAGAAGUUGACAGCGAUUAUGUUACCCCAUCGAACUCAGCGGAAGAGGUGUAUCUGCAUGGUCGUCACUCACAUGUUCGCAGAAUGACUGCUGGCGCAGACGAAGAUUAUGAGGAUGAAGAUCGUGAAUUAUAUAUGGAACCUGAACCAUCACCUCUCCUCUCUCGAUUCAUGUCUUUCUGCUCCACCGUGCUGUACGCUCCGUGUCGUGCUUUCCUUUUCAUCACUUUUGCUGUUGUGGAUUUAAUGCGAUGGUUGCUGUCA